Molecule: messenger RNA, 795 nt
Organism: Prorocentrum cordatum
Lineage: Eukaryota; Dinophyceae; Prorocentrales; Prorocentraceae
Source: the annotation of a GenBank genome assembly
AUGGGCAAAGCUGGAGCUAAGAAGAAGCUCCCCAACGCUCCUCUCGGGGAGAAAAAGAAGAAAGCUGCCAAGAACCCGCUGUUCGAAAAGGCUCCGCGAAAUUUCCGUCUCGGCGGCGACAUUCAGCCGAAGAGAAACCUAAACAGGUUCGUGCGCUGGCCCAAGUUCGUCCGACUUCAGAGGAUGAAGCGCGUGAUGCUCAUGCGUCUUAAGGUGCCACCAGCGAUCAAUCAGUUUAAUUUGGCGAUCGACAAGAACCAGGCCGCCCAGCUCUUCAAGCUGAUGAAGAAGUACAUGCCAGAGACGUCUGAGGAGAAGAAAGCGCGCCUGAUGGAGAUGGCACAGCAGAAGAAGGACGGCCAGGAGGUGAAGACAAAGAAGCCCCAGGUCAUCAAGUACGGGCUGAACCACGUGACGACCCUGAUCGAGCAGAAGCAGGCCAAGCUGGUGGCCAUAGCCCACGACGUGGACCCCAUCGAGCUCGUCGUCUGGCUUCCGGCGCUCUGCCGCAAGAAGGAGGUGCCCUACUGCAUCGUCAAGGGCAAGAGCCGCCUGGGCCAGCUCGUGCACAAGAAGGCCGCGGCGUGCGUGGCGCUGACCUCCGUGAACAAUGAGGACAAGAAGGAGCUCGAGACCCUGGCUGGUAACUUCAAAGGCCAGUUCAACGACAACGCUGAGCACCGCCGUCGGUGGGGCGGAGGCAUCAUGGGCAUCAAGUCGCAGCACGUCAUGCAGCGCCGCGAGAAGGCAAUCCAGAUGGAGCAGGCAAAGAAGCUCGGGCUGCAGAUUGCGUGA